Messenger RNA from Mytilus trossulus (common blue mussel), 3618 nucleotides. Its product is annotated as protein PFC0760c-like. Gene Ontology annotation, cellular component: trans-Golgi network membrane; AP-1 adaptor complex. The coding region runs from base 173 to 3106 and encodes 977 amino acids. Gene Ontology annotation, biological process: intracellular transport. NCBI's taxonomy places the organism in Eukaryota, Metazoa, Mollusca, Bivalvia, Mytilida, Mytilidae. The record is from RefSeq and is a predicted model, not a curated record. The transcript is spliced from 8 exons. Gene Ontology annotation, molecular function: clathrin binding.
UAAAUGGAUUGUGGGGGAAUAAAAAGUGUCAGAAUAUCUUUUUUGAUGACAAACCACAACUGUUUCAAGCUGUUCUAGAAAUUUUGAGUCAGAAAUUGGGACAGAUACUAUCUGAUAUAAGCACUGACAUCAGUUUUCUGACUUUUAAUCUGUGAAGGUUGAUGGAACAAACAUGUCAAACGUAAUACCAAUUGUUUCAUCUUCCCCACCCCCUUUGGAGGAUACAGGGGGUUUUGAUGAUUGGGGAGAUGAUGAUGAUUUUGGAGGGUUUAUGGGAGCAGAUCAGACUCCUAGUACCUGGAACAACUCUAUCAGUACUGAUAAUACUAAUACAUGGAACAACUCAAUUAAUGAGGACAAGUCCACAACAUUAGAUGAAGUCAACGCAAACAUUACCAAUAAAAUACCUCAACAUUUCACAAAUGCAGACAAAAUUGAAAAUUGCAAAACAAAAUCCAGUCCUUUAUCACUUAAUUUAGAUAAAUCCUUGCCUUAUGAUAACAUAUCAAAUGAUGUGUCAAAUGACCAACAUACAGACUUAACAGAAAGUAAAACAUCAGACACAAUCAGUGGAAAUUCAACAGGAGAUUCAGGGUUGUUUGACGUGUCUCCAGUUCCUAUAUCCGAAGACACGAAAAGUGAUAAUUCAGAACUUUCUACUGACCAAGAGACAUUCCAGAAUACACCAGACGACAUUCCAUCCGAUAAAUCAACACUUCAAAACAAUGACUUUAAAACAAAUUCAGAGGAAAAUUUGAAUCACGUUGGUCUAAAUGAUAAUGGUAAAAAUUCUUCAACGAUACAAGUUUCACAAAAUGUUGAAUCCAAGGAAGUGGAGAGCAUUUGUGAUGUGGAUACCGAAAAUGAAAAUAAAAAUGACUCUGUUGUUGAAGAAUCUAUAGGUAGUUGUCAAAUAGAAACAGGUGAAAUUAAUGAAGAGAGUGUUCUCUCUAAUUCAUGUAGUUCGCUGGACAAUGACGGUGCAAUUUCUAGUGAUGAUCUAUGUUCUAGUCAUGAAGAAAAACAAUGCAGUAUUGAGUAUGCAGCUAGUCAGGAAAUUGUGAACCAAAAUGAUGUUGAGAAACAGACAGAUAAUUCUGAAAAUUCAGUGCAAUUGUCAGAUGAAAACUCUCUUGAUAAGUUUGAAGUUUGUGAAGGUGAAGAAGAUGAAAAUGUUUCUGAAAAUGAUAAUGUAAAUACCAAUUCCCCUGGUGAGACUGAAAAGAUAAAUGAGAUUUUAGAGGAUGAAAAAAUUACAACUUGUGAUGAUUUGGAAGAUUCUGGUGAAGAGUUUGCCGAUUUUAGUAUGGCAGAAUGCAGAGAAAAUCAUUCUGAAAAUUUAGUGCAAAGUGAUAAAGUAGAAUUGGAAAAUUCAGUUCAGGUCAACGAUUCUGAAAACAAUGAAAAGGUUAUUUCUAGAUCUAAAAAUAAUGAAAAUCAAGAAACCAAUAUUAAAGACCUGGAAUUGAAAGAUGAAGUGGAAUUUGCAGAAUUCGGUGAUACAAAUGAAGACAGUGACAAAGAUAUUGAAAAUGUCAGUUUGUCGUCUGCAGAUGAAAGUAAAGAAGUAUCUGCAACAAAUUCUGAUUCUGUUCAAACUGAAGAAAAAUUGGAUGAAAUUAUUAAAAAUGAUUCAGAUGAAGAUGAAUUUGCUGAUUUUAGUUCUGCUCCAGUAGGAACAGAUGAAAGUAAAGAAGUAUCUGCAACAAAUUUUGAUACUCUUCAAACAGAACAAAAAGUGGAUGAAAUUAUUAAAGAUGAUUCAGAUAAAAAUAUUUCAGAUGAAGAUGAAUUUGCCGAUUUUAGUUCUGCUCCAGUUGGAACAGAAAAUGAUGGUUUUGAAAAUUUAACAUCAAGUAAAAAAGACAAAUCUACAAAGACUGAAGAUCAAAAUGCAGGCUCUGUAUACGUAGAUACAGAAGAAAGUUCUAAUAACUCAGGUUUAAAACCUAUUGACAAAAUUGAACAAGUUGAAAUUUCAAAUUCCACAACAGCCGAUGUUGAAAAAGAUAAUUUUGCAAACUUUUCAUCAACACAAAAUGAAAAUGAACAGCAAGAAGUUGAACAAACAAACUCAAAAAGAGAUAUAAAUGAAGACGAUGAAUUUGCUGACUUUAGCUCAGCUACAAAAGGCGAUGAAUUUGCUGAUCUUAGCUCAGCUUCAAAAGACGAUGAAUUUGCAGACUUUAGUUCUGCCGUGAAAGAAAAUGAUGAUUCAGAAUUUGGAAAGUUCAACAAUUCAGGAGACAAGUCUGAAAGUGAUGAUGAAUUUGCAGACUUUAGCUCAGCCACAAAAGGUGAUGAGUUUGCUGACUUCAGUGCCACAGGAUCACAGGGGCAGACGUCUUCAUUACAAGCUAGUGACAAAUCAGACUGGGCAACAUUCCAACAAACAACUAAACCAGAAUCUUCGAACACACCUAUUGAAUCCAAAUCCUCUACACAGAAAAAUGUUGGCAGCUUGUUGUCUGGAUGUUUCGAGACCACUGCAGUUAUAUCUGAGGGCGCCACUGAUUUAGAUGUUGUUGUAGAAGACAAUAGUAACCAGUUAUGGAUGAAAAUUCAGAAGAUGGAUAACUCUGGGCAGCUGAAAUGGCCACAAUGUUCUUGUAACAAAAAUCUUUAUGUCUCACUAAAGAUUGAUACUAAGAAUAUAUUAUUUGGUCAAAAGAAGCCCACAGUACCAAUCUAUGCUUCCAACAUGACUUUACUAGAACCUACAAAAGGAGCACCACCAUUAAUACCAGAGGUGCCUCUUGUGGACACAAAUAAAGAGGUGGAGGUUAAGGAUUUGCCACCGGUUCAGUUUGAUUGGACGUCUAGUGGUUUAACGAAUCCUCUAGAAGUAAACAAUAAGCAUCAGCAUUUGGAUUUCCUCAAUAUAGAUGAUUCUGAACUUACAGCCAAAAAAGCUUUUGAUGCAGAUUUAAUACAUGGACAGAAACCUGCAAUGCAACCAUUACAGAAUAUUCUUGCCAAUUUGAAAGUGACUAAGAAAACGAGACUGGAAGAUCUUAGUAAUGAAGCUGGUCGAGUUAUAAGCCACCUACCAAACUUAUCAUUUAUGAAAGCUAAAGUUUUAAUGUUUCCACUCAAAACAGAAUGACAUGUGAUACGGAAGUGUCAACAGAAAGCUAUAAUGUGAUAAACAGUGCUUGUUUGUUUUACUGCCAAUCGUGUGAUUUUUCUUCCCAAAUCUACUAUUUUAUGAUAAAUUGUAAAUUAAAUCUAGCUUACAAUCGUAGCAAUUUGGAGGAAAUAUAAUGUCUUAUAUUUUCUCUAUAUGACAAAAUCAUCAGAAAACAGUUAUUUUUUUUCCAAAUUGGUAAAAUUGUAAGCUUGAUUUUGCUUCUUUAAGUAGCUUGUAUUUGACUGAGUACCAGAAUGUACUAUCAUAAUGCAGGCAGUUUUGUUGAAAAAUUUCAUUAUACAGAGUCAAAAGGGCUAUUCCAGAAAAAAAUGUAUGGGAGGGUUGGAAGGCAGUUUUUGUCAGCACCCGCCACCCAGACAAUUGUAAUUGAGAAUUAUAGUGCAUUAUAGUGUGAAAAGUUGCUCUGAUACCCAUCACCCAUGUAUUAUUCAUACAAUGUGCCUUCCAACCCCCCCCCCCCCCCCCCC